Molecule: messenger RNA, 1856 nt
Organism: Serpula lacrymans var. lacrymans S7.9
Lineage: Eukaryota; Fungi; Basidiomycota; Agaricomycetes; Boletales; Serpulaceae
Exons: 19
Coding region: 1-1200 (399 amino acids)
Source: RefSeq, a predicted model, not a curated record
AUGCCCAUGAGUACGGCUCAGCUGCUUAUCGCAUGCCCUAUAUCGUGCUUGUGUCGGGUCGAUCGGUCCUCGUUACUAGACUCGAACUUCAAGUUCAUGCUGUUUCGACAGAGAAGUGCUUUCCAUCUGCCACCGGUACAAUCACGCUCGAUUCAGCUUUGGAGAACUGGGUACAUUUCACAGUCCAUUGUGAAUAGGACCAUUGGUGUAGCAGGUGGUACUUUGCUUCUGUGGGACUUUCUGUUGACCUUCGGUGACGAAGUUGAGUACAUCUGGAGCACUCGCUGGUCCUUUGCAAAAGUCACUUUUCUCACCAAUCGUUACGGGAAUCUCUUAUUUCAAGUCCUCGUCAAUGGACAAGAACUGGGAAUUAUCUCAGGAUCUCCAGCCACGCAGUUCUGCUUCCAUUUCACAUACUUCAUCAGCAUUUUCAUGAAUUUUUCCGCAGAAUCAAUACACAUACUCGUGCUAGUCCGGGCUUGGGCGAUCUGGGGGUGCAAACCAAGGAUGGCUACUAUUCUAAUUACAAUCUACAUCAUAUAUCUCCUACUCGCGAUAGGAUUCACGACUUUUGGAGCCAGCCAGCAGGACUACGCCGGCUUUUUUGCUACGGACAUCAUCCGGACGUGUAUAGGACAAUUGCCGCCUUACUUAUGGCUCCUAUGGGUUGCAAGAUGCAAUGGCAUUUACUUUGACAAUGCGAUGCCUGAGGGCCUAUUCGCAGAUGCUAUCAUAUUUUUCGUCGUCAGCACUUUGAAUAAUGUGCUUACUAUAAUGAUAUGGAAUAUCUAUUCUGGUGACCCCAAAUACUUCAUUUCAGUGACUUUUUUCCUGCCAAUACUUAGCAUGUCUGGACAACGCUUGGUCCUUAAUUUGCGCCGAAUCAAUAUGAGAAGUCGGGCGUUGAGCACUGAUGAACUAGGCAGGGAAGUCGACCGACAGCUACUUGAGUUUCACUUCGACGAAGACGAGUCACGUCGUGUCGCUUAUGAUAUGGCACCGGAGAGAUCGAUGCACUCAGAGAUGAAGCAAGAUGAGGAGAGCUGCAGCUAUUGGCUCGAUGUGUUUGCGACUCGUUGUCCAUACCUUGCAUUUCUGCAAUCUUGGAUGAUGCUUGACGUACUACCGUGGCGCGACUCGACCCAACUUCCUAACAAGCCGCUGGAACUAAGCGGUAGAAAUUGGUUACAGGGACGGUAAACGAAAAAAACAGUUGGACGUUUACAAGGGAAUGAGGGGCGUUGAUUCAUAUAUGUUUGGGUCUGGGCGAAUAUUCACUGCACAUGGGCUGGUAACUAGUAGAGCACUAUUCCCGACCCAGCCUGCCCAGAGAUUGUCGGACUAUUUCAUACGAGUACAAGUGGGUGAAUAACUUGCAAUCAAAACUCGUCCUGAUACUAUAAAAUCUUUAAUCCGCUGAGGUUAUCGUGAAAAAAGAGUCGAGAGGGUACUACUCGGAACAGCUUUGCGAUCUGAUGCCGAAUACAAAAUGAAUAUAUAGAAUGGAGAUACGUUUAGUGCUAUCCCAAUUCACGUUUUGAAUUGAAUGGAGCCUGUGGCAUUGUACUUAUCGCAAACUUACGCUCGUACGGACGUUGAUGUUGUGUGAGCUAUUUCCUCAAAGGAAAAACUUCCAUACACGAAUGUAUGAUACCAGCGCCAUCAAAACAGGGGGUUCCGAUUUUCACGAAGCAGUUCGACAGCUCGGUACCACUCUCAUUGACGAGCGAAAAUUACUUGACAGGUGCUAAUUCGAUUAGCCGAAACCGCGAAGGUUUGGAUGCAGGUACAAUUACAAUACUGAUAGCGCCUCACCUUCCAUGGACUAGGUUCGGUAUCACUAGUAGUAUGCCCCG